This is a messenger RNA of Musca vetustissima, 432 nucleotides long. RefSeq names its product U7 snRNA-associated Sm-like protein LSm10. Gene Ontology annotation, cellular component: nuclear body; cytoplasmic U snRNP body. NCBI's taxonomy places the organism in Eukaryota, Metazoa, Arthropoda, Insecta, Diptera, Muscidae. Gene Ontology annotation, biological process: mRNA 3'-end processing by stem-loop binding and cleavage. The transcript has a single exon. The record is from RefSeq and is a predicted model, not a curated record. The coding region runs from base 1 to 432 and encodes 143 amino acids. Gene Ontology annotation, molecular function: U7 snRNA binding; histone pre-mRNA DCP binding.
AUGCAACAAUUUUCACGAAAAGAAAACUUUCUUAUUGCCAAUACCCUCAACUGUGUACCAUUUUUGCUGCAAGGUCAUUCUAUCCUCAUAGAUCUUCGUAAUGAAUGUUCCGUUGCCGGUUGUAUUGAUAAUGCUGAUGGUCAUAUGAAUAUUCAUUUAACAAAUGCCGUGUUUAUUAAUCGUAUGGGUCAGCAGGUUGCAUUCGAUCAAUUUAUGGUACAUGAGCGGAUGAUUAGGCAAAUACAUUUACCGUCGGACGUGGAUAUGUCCAGUGAUAUACGGACGUGGUGUGAUAAAGGGUGUCUUAAAAGGCCAUUGCGUUCAAAUGCUGGCGUUAGGGGCCAGAAGAGAACGUUUAAGCAGAAGCGAGCACAGGAACGGCAUAAGGAAAUUCUACAGGAAUUGGAAAAGAAGCGCACGGAGGAGAAAUAA